Messenger RNA from Pygocentrus nattereri (red-bellied piranha), 1328 nucleotides. RefSeq lists its product as uncharacterized. Gene Ontology annotation, biological process: response to bacterium. Lineage: Eukaryota; Metazoa; Chordata; Actinopteri; Characiformes; Serrasalmidae. Bases 63 to 1163 code for a protein of 366 amino acids. The record is from RefSeq and is a predicted model, not a curated record. The transcript has 7 exons.
GUUAUAAGAGCCAGUCAGCUCUCAGUACAAGCUGCUCUUGGAGAAGUUUUAAGUGCAAAGAGAUGCAGACGUACUACCUACCACUCAAAAGAUUACUCGAUUACUCCUGUCCUACAAACACUGAGAAAUAUUACAUGAAGAGCUGGGCAAUGAUUCAGUUGUAUGUAAUCAUUUUGCUGUCAUCAGCAGGAGGUGGCGCCUCAAAGAUUGACGUUCCGUGUGCAGAUGGGUUGAAAUACAUUCAAAAUGGAGAAAAUAUCACUCUGAAUUGCCCUUUUCUCUCUUUUGAUGUGAUGGUGACUGCAUGGCUCAAACAGACUCCAGGAGAAAAGCCUCUUGUCAUUGCUUAUGUUUAUCGCUCUACAACAGUUAAAUAUUAUGAUGGUUUCCACGAAAGCGGCCGCUUUAAUGCAUUAAGAGGACUAAGCAGUUUUACUCUGAGUAUCUCAAAUGCAGAACCAUCUGAUUCAGCUACAUAUUACUGUGUGGCUGCAGAUUAUACAGACACUGCAUUACUAGGUUGUACUGUUUUAGUCCUCAAAGGUUCGUCUUCUAGUCUCUCUGCUGUUCUCCAGCCUCCUGUAUCAGACCCAUUUGAACUGGGAGGAGAUAAAACUUUGCAGUGUUCAAUACUCACAGAUGCAUCUGCAGGAGAUCACAGUGUGUACUGGUUCAGACAUGGAUCAGGAGAAUCCCAUCCAGGAAUCAUUUACACUCAUGGAAACAGGAGUGAUGAGUGUAAGAAAAGCUCUGAGACUGAUUCUCCUACACAGAGCUGCGUCUACAAACUCCCCAAGAGAAACCUCAGCCUCUCUGAUGCUGGAACUUACUACUGUGCUGUGCUCAUGUGUGGAGAGAUCAUCUUUGGGAACGGAACUAAACUGGAAUUUGCAGAGAAUGCUGUUUUGGAUCCUGCCGUUCUGGUUUUAUCAGCAUCAAACAUCGUCUUGAUGGUUGUGGUUUUAUUUCUGUGCAGAAAAUUACACAGCAGUCAUCAUAAAAAUGCCGCCGAACGUGACAGAGUUCAAGUAAAUCAGGCUGAAGACACCGACGUCUUGAACUAUGCAGCUCUAAGCUUUGCUCAGUCUUCCUCCUCAAGAAGAAGCAGAACAAAGAACAGCAGUGAUCAGCCUGUGUACGCACAGGUAAAGACCCAUCAGUAGAAACAACAUCAGAGUUACAAUCAAACCUGGAAAUCUACUGUCAUCAUAACUACACUGUAAGCAGUGAUUUAACACUCAUGUAGAAUGUUAUCAUAAUUAUUCAUCAGUGUACCUCUGUAUGUGUCAAUUUUGUGUGAAUAAAGCAUUUUCUAUCAUUUUACAUCA